AUGUCCGACUGGGAGGAUUCCGAGAACGAGUCGGCCGCACCCGCACCCUCACCCGCACCAGCACCCUCUGGCCCGACAAUAAAGAAACCCACGAAGAGCAAGUGGGAAGGAGAAGAUGAGGAGGACGAUGGACCAGUGAGUGACUGGGAAGCAUCUUCUGACGAGGAGGAGAAGCCCCAACCCGCCGCCGCUGCAUCAGUCGCGCCGCCAAAGAAGAAAGGCACGCUGAAGGCAAAGCUUGCCGAGAAGGAGGCGGAGAAGGCUGCGAGAAAGGCCGCGCAGGAUGACGAGCACUACGACGAGGACGCCGUGCUGGACCCGCGCGAAAAGGCACGGCUGGAUAGGGAGCGGGAGCUGAACGCAGACCUCAGUAAUGCGGCAGACCUCUUUGGCGCUGCUGCUCUGGGAGGCACUUCGUCUACGGAGUUGGACAGUCUUGUUUCUGCUCAGCCGCGGACCAAGGAGGACUUUAUCGCAUUCUCGCACAAUAUCAUCGAGUUGAUCGUCAAGCGACAUCAGGACAAACCGCUCUAUGCCACAUUCGUCGAGAACCAUAUACGAGAGUUGGCGAUACCCUUGCGGGAUGUUGAAGUCCGUAAGGCAGCGAGUGCACUCACCACCUUGGCGAACGAAAAGCAAAGGGAACAGAGGGACAAGACUUCGGGGAAGAAGAAGCCAAAGGUAGUUGUCAAGCCCGCCUUGGGUGCCGCGAAGGCGGCAGCCAAAUUUGACACAUCCGUGUAUGACGAGGCGCUGGACGACACUGAGGAAUUCAUGUAG
Molecule: messenger RNA, 780 nt
Organism: Sparassis crispa
Lineage: Eukaryota; Fungi; Basidiomycota; Agaricomycetes; Polyporales; Sparassidaceae
Product: Eukaryotic translation initiation factor 3 subunit J
Exons: 5
Coding region: 1-780 (259 amino acids)
Cellular component (GO): cytoplasm; eukaryotic translation initiation factor 3 complex
Molecular function (GO): translation initiation factor activity
Source: RefSeq, a predicted model, not a curated record